AUGGCAAAGAAAACUCGCCCUUCGAUGGAUCUCGUAGCCAGUAUCCUCAUGGCCGUCGUGUUCCUCGCAUCACCGUUUAUUAUCAACGCCGCUGAUUCUCCAGCCAGCGAGGAUCCCAUUAAAUGCACACCUUGUCUCCCAGAUCCGCUACCUCCACCAUCUCCACCUCCACCUCCACCAUCUCCGCCUCCUCCUUCUUGUCCUCCCCCACUUCCCCCCUCCCCGCCACCGCCGUCUCCUCCUAAAGUGCCUGACUGCCCACCGUCGCCGAAUGAGUCGUACUCUCCGCCGCCGCCGCCGCCACCUCCGCCUAUUUACGUAUACCCGGCAUCUCCGCCAGGAGACUUGUACCCCGUUGACCUUGGAGCGGCGGCUGUUGGAGAAAGCUUCACCACUGUGAAGCUGAUUGCGUUUGGAGUUGUCGGUCUCAUGCUUCUUUGA
Molecule: messenger RNA, 441 nt
Organism: Microthlaspi erraticum
Lineage: Eukaryota; Viridiplantae; Streptophyta; Magnoliopsida; Brassicales; Brassicaceae
Source: the annotation of a GenBank genome assembly